This is a messenger RNA of Musa acuminata subsp. malaccensis (wild Malaysian banana), 2531 nucleotides long. RefSeq names its product pyrophosphate-energized vacuolar membrane proton pump 1. NCBI's taxonomy places the organism in Eukaryota, Viridiplantae, Streptophyta, Magnoliopsida, Zingiberales, Musaceae. Gene Ontology annotation, cellular component: membrane. Gene Ontology annotation, molecular function: inorganic diphosphate phosphatase activity; diphosphate hydrolysis-driven proton transmembrane transporter activity. The record is from RefSeq and is a predicted model, not a curated record. Gene Ontology annotation, biological process: proton transmembrane transport.
UGUUCGUCGUCGUCGUCGUCGUCGGGGAAAGGGAAGAUGGCGAAGCUGGGAGACGCCUUGACGGAGGUGCUGAUACCCCUCGCGGCGGUGAUCGGCAUCGGCUUCGCGGUGCUGCAGUGGAUCCUGGUGUCCCGAAUCAGGCUCUCGAGCGGGCCGGUGGAGAAGAACGGGCGCCCCGAGAACCUCGUGGGGGGGGAGCCGGAGGAGGACGAGGAGGAGGGCGUCGAUGGCCCGGCCUCCGUCAUCAAGUGCGCGGAGAUCCAGAGCGCCAUCUCCAUUGGGGCCACAUCGUUCCUCAUCACCGAGUACAAGUAUCUUGCAGUUUUCAUGGUGAUCUUUGGUGUGAUCAUCUUUCUCUUCCUUGGAUCAGUAAAAGGCUUCAGCAAAGACAGCCAACCUUGCACCUACAGCAAGGACAGAAUGUGCAAGCCGGCCGUGGCAAAUGCUGCUUUCAGCACGCUGGCUUUCCUGCUCGGCUCGCUCACCUCCGUUCUCUCUGGUUUUCUUGGCAUGAAGAUUGCAACCUAUGCUAACGCCAGAACAACUGUGGAAGCAAGAAAAGGUGUUGGAAGAGCUUUCAUCGCGGCUUUCAGGUCUGGUGCUGUCAUGGGCUUCCUUCUUGCUGCCAAUGGCCUACUUGUUCUGUACAUAUCCAUCAAUUUGUUCAAGAUAUACUACGGAGAUGAUUGGGAAGGUCUGUACGAGUCCAUCACAGGUUAUGGCCUCGGUGGUUCCUCGAUGGCGCUCUUUGGCAGAGUUGGAGGUGGUAUAUACACCAAAGCCGCCGACGUCGGUGCUGAUCUCGUCGGCAAAGUCGAAAGAAACAUACCUGAAGAUGACCCACGCAACCCGGCGGUGAUCGCUGACAACGUCGGAGACAAUGUUGGAGAUAUCGCCGGAAUGGGCUCGGACUUGUUCGGAUCAUACGCUGAAUCUUCCUGUGCUGCGUUGUUCGUGGGCUCGAUCUCUUCGUUUGGCAUCGACCAUAACUUCUCGGCCAUGUCUUAUCCUCUGUUGAUAAGUUCCAUGGGGAUCAUCGUUUGCUUGUUCACCACCUUGGUUGCCACUGACUUCUUCGAGAUCAAAAGCGUCAAACAGAUCGAACCUUCCUUGAAGUGGCAACUAGUGAUCUCCACAGUCCUCAUGACCGGGGGAAUCGCCAUCGUCAGCUUUGUUGCCCUGCCAUCCAAAUUCACUCUCUUCAACUUCGGAGAGGACAAGACCGUCAAGAACUGGCACCUCUUCUUCUGUGUUUCCGUCGGGUUAUGGGCGGGGCUCAUCAUCGGCUACGUCACCGAGUACUUCACGAGUAACGCCUACAGGCCAGUUCAAGCUGUUGCAGAUUCCUGUAGAACGGGUGCAGCCACUAAUGUCAUCUUUGGACUGGCUCUCGGAUACAAAUCAGUCAUCGUUCCAAUAUUUGCCAUAGCUAUAGCCAUUUACGUCAGCUUCAGCCUGGCUUCCAUGUACGGGAUUGCUGUCGCAGCUCUGGGAAUGCUUAGUACGAUAGCCACCGGCCUUUCCAUCGAUGCGUACGGACCCAUAAGCGACAACGCCGGUGGGAUCGCCGAGAUGGCCGGAAUGAGUCGCAAGAUCCGCGAAAGGACUGAUGCUUUGGACUCUGCAGGCAACACCACCGCUGCCAUCGGCAAGGGUUUCGCUAUUGGAUCGGCAGCUCUGGUCUCCCUUGCCUUGUUUGGAGCCUUCGUGAGCAGAGCAGGCAUCGACUUCGUCAACGUGCUGUCUCCCAAGGUUUUCAUCGGAUUGAUGGUGGGAGCCAUGCUUCCGUACUGGUUCUCUGCCAUGACCAUGAGGAGCGUCGGCAGCGCGGCGCUGAAGAUGGUGGAGGAGGUCCGGCGGCAAUUCAACACCAUUCCUGGCCUCAUGGAAGGCACCACGAAGCCGGACUACGCGACCUGCGUCAAGAUCUCCACGGACGCGUCGCUGAGGAAGAUGAUCCCGCCGGGCGCUCUCGUCAUGCUCACCCCCCUGAUCGCCGGCACGUUCUUUGGGGUGGAAACUCUCGCCGGGGUCCUCGCCGGUGCGCUGGUUUCCGGCGUGCAGGUCGCUAUCUCAGCUUCCAACACUGGUGGUGCAUGGGACAACGCAAAGAAGUACAUAGAGGCAGGUGUUUCCGAGCACGCCAAGACACUGGGUCCCAAGGGGUCGGACCCGCACAAAGCCGCGGUGGUCGGUGACACCAUAGGGGACCCGCUGAAGGACACGUCGGGGCCCUCCCUCAACAUCUUGGUGAAGCUCAUGGCGGUGGAGUCGCUGGUGCUCGCUCCCUUCUUUGCCGCCCAUGGCGGACUGCUCUUCAAGUGGUUCCGGUAAAAGAACGCGUGCAUGGGUUGGUGGCAAACGAGGAGGAGAGCUUGCUGUGUUCCAUUAAAGGCUUCGAGAACAGGAGGACUCCUGUGGCAAUCGCCUUCUCUUUCUUUCUCUCGCUGUCGUUGGUGUUGUUGUGGUCUUUUACGUUGAACCCGAAUCAAUACAAUGCUAAUAGCAUUGACGGCUUCACUUUUUAAUUA